CUGCAAGUCUGUCCACAAACUCCCCUGCUCACCUUCUCUUCAUCUCUCACGCUUGCUAGCUUGCUUCCUUUGACCUUCCCCCUCCCUCGCGGAUUCAUCAUCCUUCACGGCACCACAUGGCGUCAUCGUGCUCCUGACUACACCAAUUAGUUGAGGGAGAUUCGCCGGACAUGAUUUCUUUUCGAUAUGCUGUGUUGUUACUUGUCGAGCGUCUGUGCUGUUCAAUUCUUUUUACAAGAAUCCUGGAGUGUGCGUAACGGCGUUAUGAUGUGAGGGUUUGAGGUUUAAGAGAUCCCAGAUUGGACUGUCUGGAUUCCUUGUUAGCAUUGAAAAAUCGCUCCGAGAGCACAAUCGCAGUGGCCGCAGGUGCUUGUGCUCCUGCUACUGGACCUCGUCAACUUGACUAUAGCUACAAACCUAUGACUACCGGAGCCGGAAGCAUUGCCGUGGAUCAACUCUCUUACGUUUGGAGCUUCACCUUGAGAGAUAUGUGUAUCCCAGGACCCGGAUGCGUUGUCACUCCUUUUCUGUCCCCUUAAGCACCUUCCCAUGGCUUUCUAUCAGCCACAGGAGUAUAUAAUCCUGGAGCUUUUGUAAAGCCGCAUCUAAAUUCGUGGCCGCUGGUUCAGCCGAGACAUAGAGUUCUCUUUUAUCCUGUUAUUGGAGCUGUUACCGUCAAGGAGUUCCGUCCACAUCUAGUGGCUGUUGAAGACAUACCUUGAUUUGCUACUUUCAGUUCUCUCUCAAGUUGUGCACCAACGAUUUGAUGUUCAUGGGGAUACAACCCAGCUUUGGUCAUAAAGUUGCGUCUGGGGAGGUAGAUGCUGUUGUGAAUCCAUAUACAGUCCCUUGCCGUGAAGGACCGUCUGCCGACAAAGGCCCCGCUGUCAACGAAAUUGCUACGCAACGACCAAUGGUGCUACAGCGGAGGCUCUCACGUCGCUUCUCGAUUAAAGCCCCCAGUGAUCGUGAUGACCGGGGCUGGACCCCUCUACAUGUUGCCGCUCGACGAGGAGACCUUGCUGAGGUCCGGAGGCUCAUUGACGCUGGAGCCAACGUGAACGAGCCUUCUACAGGGCCCAAAUCACCAGGGGGUACAGCUCUUCACCUUGCUGCUGCUGGUGGGCAUAUUGAUGUGAUGGAUGAGCUUUUGGAGCGUGGUGCGGAUAUUGAUGUUCGUACGAAAGGUGGUUGUGGAUGGACUCCUCUUCACAACGCUGCCAAAGAGAGAAAUAGAAAAGCAGUUCGUUUUCUUCUUGAGAAUGGUGCUUUUCUUGCGCCGGACAUGACUGAUGGUCGGUUUAAUCCGCCUCUCCACUAUUGCCCUGGGUUGCACUGGGCUUACAAGGUACGUGACAAGCUAGUUGCCCAGGAAACAAAGAAUGAGGGAGACCAAGCAUCAAAUGAUGACAUGUGAUUGACCCGUUUGUGGAUAUGAAGAUCUUUGAGAUCAGGCGUUUUGAGCUAGCAGUGAUAACCUGGAACCAGUCCUAUGAAUCACUCAUAUACUAGGGCUUGGAAUGCUUGAAAUACACCUAGAAUCAGCACUCAAUUAUGUCCAUUUAAAUUCCAUCGGAUGCUUCUGAAUAGUGUGGUCUUAUGACUGGAAGAUCAUAUCUUCAAGCAUUUUGUCUUUCUAGAGUGCGCACGUAGGAUCUCCAGAUAAAUGGUCUUCAGCUAUUGCUUUUGCAUUGUGUAGUUUGGAUCUGGAAAUCAACUUAACUUAGGCAGUUUGUGUCUACAGCAGUUUUCAUGAUUUUAAUAUCGUUGAAGGGGUUAUGGUACUAAACAUGCAUGUACCUGUUUACUUCUGUUAAUUUGAUAAUACGUAAAAUAUGGAGUAUCGUCAGUGCUUUUGUGACCAGAGCUUUUAUUUUUAAAUAACCCA
Messenger RNA from Physcomitrium patens, 1888 nucleotides. Its product is annotated as phytochrome-interacting ankyrin-repeat protein 1. NCBI's taxonomy places the organism in Eukaryota, Viridiplantae, Streptophyta, Bryopsida, Funariales, Funariaceae. The record is from RefSeq and is a predicted model, not a curated record. Gene Ontology annotation, cellular component: BRCA1-BARD1 complex; BRCA1-A complex. Gene Ontology annotation, molecular function: ubiquitin-protein transferase activity; protein binding. Gene Ontology annotation, biological process: protein K6-linked ubiquitination.